AUGACGUCGUUGGGUUGGGCUGUAUCGUGGCAUUUUUUGUUUGGAAACGCAAGCAGAAUUGUAAACAUGCAGAUAAUCGAUGCUACAAUCUUCCAUCCACUACUGCACAUUCUGGAAUCAGUCGUGGAACUUCAAACGGUAACACGGGUAGAACGACCUCCUCAAUGGCCGACCAAGGGAGCAUCAACUUAUACUCGUCAGCAACAACGACAGUCGCAGUACGAGAACCAGCGCCAGUACGAAUCGCAGUACGAGAACCAGCGCCAGUACGAAUCGCAGUACGAGAACCAGCGCCAGUACGAAUCGCAGUACCAACGUCACUAUGACCCGGGGGAUUCGUUGCCACCGCCACCUCCUCCUCCUGAGAUGCCCAUGCUGGAACCUCAGGAGUACAAUGAUCCUGGUCUAUUAAUGAUGGAGCUGCAGCGGAGCCAAAUGUGGGGAAAAUCUAGUGUGGAAGAAGUGCAGAGGAGACAAACGGAUCCGGCUGUAAUUGCGCGCACACAAGCAGCAGCGGAAAAGGUGAUGGCGGAGCUGGGAGAAGACCCUGAAUUCGAAGAAAGCUGGAUCCCGUACAACUCACUUUACUUCACGCGCGCGAUCUCCCAGGGAGCUUUUGGAGAGGUGUGGCUGGCCCAGCUGGAAAACACUCAGGUCGCCGUCAAGAAAAUUUUAGACGAGAAAAAGCACGACGUGAAGGAAAUCGAGUGUUUUGGAGAAGAAAUUAAGCUUAUGGCGUUAUUAAAGCAUCCAAAGAUUGUCGGGUUCAUUGGCGUCUCAUGGAGUGACACGCAGGAUCUGUGUGCAGUAACGGAGUUUAUGGCCAAGGGCGAUUUGUGCUGUUACUUGGAACGUCGUAAGGGCAAGCUCAACUGGCCAAGUCAUAAUGUGUGGUUAGCCGAGGACAUUGCCGAGGCUCUAGUGUACCUCCACUCGCUAUCACCAAAGAUCAUUCAUCGCGACCUCAAGUCCAAGAAUAUUUUACUUGACAACAAGUUCCGUGCAAAACUGAGUGACUUUGGCAUCAGCCGAAAACGUUCUGCAGAGGAGACAAUGACGGCAGGUGUUGGCACUAUCUAUUGGACUGCUCCUGAGGUGCUCAUGGGCAAAAAGUACACCGAGAAGGCCGACAUUUACUCUUUUGGCAUUGUCAUGUCGGAAAUGGACACGUGCGAAGUACCGUACUCGGACCAACGCGACAACUCUGGCAAGGAGCUUUCGAGCAUGAAGAUCAUUCAGCUGGUAAUUCGUCAGACUCUUCGACCGUCGUUCUUGGAAAAUUGUCCGGAGCAAAUUAAGGCGCUUGCUGACCGUUGCUUAAAUUCCAACCCGGACGUACGUCCAGGCGCACCCGAGCUGCUUGAUAUUUUACGCGACAUCCAGAAUGAUUUGCAGCAAUAG
Molecule: messenger RNA, 1401 nt
Organism: Peronospora belbahrii
Lineage: Eukaryota; Oomycota; Peronosporomycetes; Peronosporales; Peronosporaceae
Source: the annotation of a GenBank genome assembly